AUGGGGGCAGCGAGCCAAGGGGAAGAGCCUGGGCUGCAUCUUGACAGCUGCAAAAUGGGAAUGGUAGUGCGGCCAGAGGAGAUGGAUGUGGCACUGGCUAAAGUAUCGAUAGAGGGGCAAAUGGGUGUUGAGAUUAUGGAGGAGGAAGUAGUUGGAACUCAACGUCGCAAGGACAGCUUGUCUCCUAAGGAGGAGGGUCGAACGAGAUUGGAAUAUGGGGCAGGAAUGGAGGCAUUAAAUCUAGAAGAUGGCAGUCUUUCUCUUGCGAAUAUGCAGCUCAUUGUGGAUCUUGAUGACACUCAAGGAAGGCUAGCUGAUUCUCUUCACCUUGAUUCGGUUGCUGAUGCGGAAGGGGUGGUAAAUCAUCUCUCUGGGGGUGAAGGGCAAUGGGAAAGGGCUCACGCUAGACAUCGGGGAGUUCGUGCUCGUUUUCCAUCUGACCGAACUUUACGAUCAAUGCUCGACCGCGAGAUGUUGUGGGCAGAGUUGUUGUUGGACAAGCCAACUGAGACUCCGUGGUUCUUAGCGGGAGAUUUAAAUGUGAUUGCUCAGGAGGAAGAGAAGCGAGGAGGGGUGCCAUUUCAAUUAAAUGAAGGGGUCGAAAUUGCGCGGUUCAUGGUGGAGGCUGGAGUGAUGGACGCAGGUUUCUCGGGUUCCAAGUAUACGUGGUGUAAUAAUCGGCAAGGGCGGGCUCGGAUUUGGAAACGCCUCGAUAGAGUGCUUCUCAACUUGGAGGCUUUGCAGAUGGGAUCUAGCUUCCUGGUGCAGCACUUGGCUAGGGAUCCGUCGGAUCAUUCCCCGCUUUUGAUGACCGCUUCCUUUCGCUUCGAUCAUAAACCGAAGCCUUUUCGUUUUCUCAAUGUGUGGACCACGAAAGCGGGGCUGCGGGACGUCAUACGUGAUGCAUGGUCAGGGGAGUUUGGCGGGUCGCCGUUAGGGAGUUUAGCUUCCAAGUUGCGUGCGGUCAAGCAAGCGCUGAAAGGGUGGUCUAGGGACUCUUUUGGGGACAUAUUCAAGGCUGUUAAGGAGGCAGAGAGGGCUGUACAGGAGGCGGAGGUGGCCCAGGAGCAGGACUCCUCUGACUCUGUGCAACGGGCCCUCAAUGUUGCCAGGGAGCGGCUUCGGGUUACCUUGGUUGUCGAAGAAGGAUUUUGGAAACAAAAAGCCAGGGUGCGGUGGCUGAAGGAUGGCGAUAGGAAUACUAAGUACUUCCAUGCGGUGGUGGCAGAGAGGAGAAGUAGGGCUAUCAUUCAUAGGAUCCGUGGACCUACUGGUGCUUGGGUAGAAUCUGAGGACCUCAUCGGAAAGGAGGCAAUUGGUUUUUUCCAGGGGCUUUUCACUGCAGAGGCGCCUCCCUCAACUUAUGAGUUCUUGAAUACCAUUCCGAGGUUGGUGACCGAUCAGGAUAAUUCCGGACUAAUGGAGCCCCCCACUUUAGAGGAUGUUAAGAAGGUGAUUUUCUCAAUGGAUAGUGAGAGCGUUGUGGGACCGGAUGGGUUUACGGGGGAGUUUUUCACAUUUGCAUGGGAUGUGAUUGCGGAGGAUGUCUACCAGGCGGUUUUAAGCUUCUUUUGUGGGGCGGAGCUGCCAAGGAGCAUUACCGCCACGAAUAUUGUCCUGAUCCCUAAGGUUCAGUGCCCCCAGGACUUCACACAAUACUGUCUGAUAAGUCUUUGUAACUUCUUAAAUAAAGUGCUCUCACGUAUCUUGUCGGAUCGGUUAGCUAAGUUGUUACCCCGGAUCAUCUCCCCUCAACAGAGUGGAUUCGUCAAAGGGCGACAAAUUGCAGACAACUUUUUACUGGCACAGGAAUUGGUGGCAGAUAUUGGGAAACAGUCACGUGGAGGAAACGUGGUGCUUAAGUUGGAUAUGAUGAAAGCUUACGAUAGGGUGUCAUGGUAUUUUCUAUUGCAAGUGUUGAGGCGUUUCGGGUUCUCCGAGUCAUGGAUUGAUGCCAUUUGGAGACUGGUUUCUAAUGUUUGGUUCUCGGUUUUGAUCAACGGGACCCCUCAGGGGUUCUUUCGUUCAACGCGUGGGUUGAGACAAGGGGACCCACUAUCUCCAGCCUUGUUUGUGAUAGGUUCUGAAGCUCUCUCUCGGGCGCUGAACGCUAUGGUUGAGCAGCGUCAGUUUCAACCGUAUAAGAUUCCGAUUGGUUGCCCGAUUGUCACACAUCUGGCUUUUGCCGACGAUGUGGUCAUCUUCACCAGUGGCUUGAAAUCUUCUCUGCGUCUUGUGAUGAGGGUUGUCGAAGAUUAUUGUGAGGUGUCGGGACAGAAGAUUAAUAAGCAAAAGAGUGCCUUCCUUGUGCAUCCUCGCCUUUCUCCGUAUCGCUGCAGCAUUAUCAGGCAUCUUACGGGCUUCCAGAAUCGAAGCUUUCCGAUCCGGUAUUUGGGUUGCCCCUUGUACACGGGACGGCGGAAGAAGGAGUAUUUUGGGGAGGUUUGCAAGGCCAUUGUUGGUCGAAUUUUAUUUUGGAAGCAGCGAAUUCUGUCGCCAGGGGGACGGGUGGUGCUUCUCAAGCACGUUCUAUCCUCUCUGCCUAUUCAUUUGUUGGCAGCGGCGUCGCCUACCAAGGGAGUCUUACGGGAGAUAGAGAGAGAGAUGGCAGCGUUUCUAUGGGGCUCUUCAGAGUAUGGUCCGAGGUUUCACUGGAUGAAAUGGGAAGACCUUUGUAGGCCACAGGGUCGCUCGCUCUGGGCUUCUUUUAUUGCGGCUAAGUAUUGUAGGGGCCGGCACCCUUGCUUGGUAGAGGAGAGGAUAGGGAGCUCUUACACUUGGAGGCGGAUGUGUAUGGUCCAGGGGGUAAUGGAGGAAAAUAUCGGCUGGAUUGUUCGGUCAGGGACAAUGGAUUUUUGGCAUGAUAACUGGACUGGGUCAGGACCGCUGUGUCGUCAAGUGGAGGUGUUCCAGGACCAUCGUGUAGCAGAUUUUGUUAUUGGAGGGGAAUGGAGCGCGCCACUCCUCUCCAAAGUUUUACAGCCGGAGGUAUUUCGUUUGGUGAUGGCGUCCUCGCCUCCAGCUCUUCAGGGGGAAGACAGGAUGGUAUGGAUGUUAACUCCUGCUGGGGAGUUCUCGGUUGCCUCAGCGAUGUCACUUGUUCGUGCCCACUCUAAUGGAUCCCUUGGCUCUGCUUGCAUUUGGCACAGAUUCUUGCCGGUAACAAUUUCAUUUUUUAUGUUGCGACUCCUGUCAGACAGAUUACCACUAAUGGAGCAGCUACGACGUUUUGGAGUCCAAGGGCCGUCCCGCUGUUGCUGCUGCAUCAAUCCUCAGGAGGAGCAAUUGAACCAUCUGUUUUGCACAGGGGAGACUGCUCGUCAAGUAUGGAAAGCGUUUGAUUUUCCGGGGGGGUGCUCGGAUGGUAUCAACUCGGUUCGACAUAGGGCAAUCUCGUGGUGGAUUCGACCUGCUUCAAAUCGGUAUCUGGCAUUCGUCUAUCGGCUCCUGCCAUCUCUAAUUUGUUGGGAGGUGUGGAGAGCUCGGACUAAUGGUUUCAUGCAGGGUGGGCGUGUAGAAGGGGGGGUGGUGAUAACCCGGGUCAUGCACUGGCUGAAGGAGCUGUUGCAUCUGCAAUUCCCGUCACUCCCAUGGGCCCAUGCCACUUGGGUGAGUUUGCACGACUACUUGGAAAUGCGGCCACGUCGGUGGCUUAUCUGGCCUGUUAAGUGGUUGCCUCCACCGGAAGGUUACAAGCUUAACACUGACGGGUGUUCGCUUGGCAACCCGGGCAGGAGUGGUGGGGGAGGGCUUUUGCGCGAUUGCCAUGGGGGUUUCCUCUUUGGGUUCUCCUGCUACUUUGGCAUCACUACGAGCCUGCACGCAGAGCUCCGCGCUUUGGUUUAUGGGGUCCGGCAGUGUGUAGCACGAGGAUAUACCCAGUUACACUUGGAGGUGGACUCUUUAACGCUGGUUCAGAUUCUUUCGGGAGGUCAUGCAUGCCCCUGGCGGUUGCAGGUGGAGGUGGACGAGAUCCUGCGAUUGCAGAGUUUGGUUCGGUCGAUAACUCAUUGUUGGCGAGAGGCAAAUCAACCUGCGGACAGGUUGGCCAAGUUGGGGGCGAUUCGACGAGAUGCUGUCUUUUUUGACUCCUUUGAUAGUUUGCCCCUAAUGGCUAGGGGAGAGAUACGUGAUUGGUGUAUGACCCAAUCUCAAAAAGGUGAUUUGGAUUUUGAUUCAAAAAUUGAAAAAGCUGCAAAGUAUUUGAGGAAGCAAACUCGCUUGCAAAAACAAACUUUGCAACCAUCUUCACCAGGAUUUCAUAUCACCUUAGAGAUAGCUGAGUCGGGCAAUUCUGGCGACGAAGAGAUGGCUGAGGAGAAUAGAAAUAAUGGCAAUAAUCAAUAG
Messenger RNA from Coffea arabica (coffee), 4347 nucleotides. RefSeq lists its product as uncharacterized. The record is from RefSeq and is a predicted model, not a curated record. Gene Ontology annotation, molecular function: nucleic acid binding; RNA-DNA hybrid ribonuclease activity. Lineage: Eukaryota; Viridiplantae; Streptophyta; Magnoliopsida; Gentianales; Rubiaceae.